Budorcas taxicolor (takin) is the source of this 867-nucleotide messenger RNA. RefSeq names its product CD48 antigen-like. The transcript is spliced from 5 exons. Lineage: Eukaryota; Metazoa; Chordata; Mammalia; Artiodactyla; Bovidae. The coding region runs from base 1 to 831 and encodes 276 amino acids. The record is from RefSeq and is a predicted model, not a curated record.
AUGGCUCAUAGCUUUGUUGAGUUACUCAAGCCCCUUCACUUCAACAAGGCAGUGAUCUAUGAAGGGGAUAAUACCAAGAGUUCCUGUAAAGUUCUGGAGAAGAGGAUCCUGUGUUCCAGAAGGCGGGAGUGUUCUAUGACCCUGGAAAUUCUCCUGCUGCCUCUCUUGUUCCUGGCAACCAGCAUACAAGGCUAUUCAAAAUAUGCAACCCCCGGCGACAAUGUGAGUCUACAAAUCUCCAAUCUGCCUAGGAACCACAGAUCACUCACCUGGUUUUAUACUACUGACCAGAAGAUUGCAGAGUGGGAAUCUGGCGAGCCUACUAAGUACUUCGAUACUAAAUUUAAGGACAGGGCCACGCUUGAUUCUCAAAAUGGCACACUGCACAAUCGCAAGGUCCAGAAGGAAGACAGCAGUACUUACCGCCUGAGGGUGCUGAAGGACAAUGGACACGAGGAGGAAUACAAGAUCUCUCUGAUGGUGCUUGACCCUGUACCGAAGCCUGAAAUAAAUGUUAACAUGACACAGAAAAUGAACACCUGCUACCUGACGCUAUCCUGUGGGAUCCAGGACCAAUCUGUAACCUACACUUGGUAUUGGGAAUCAGGGUCCUUUCCAAAACAGCUACAGAGCAGUGUGCUUGAAGAUGUCCACACGCCACAAAGCUACUCAAAGUCUUAUACCUGCCAAGUCAGCAAUCCUAUAAGCAGCCAAAACAACACAAUCCACUUCACUUCACCCUGUGUACAAGCCUCCUCCUCUGGAGUAGCUUGGACGGCAACUUGGCCAGUGAUCAUGGUAACCACUCUUCUCAAUCUCCUCUGGACCUGAGAAGAGCUAACUAGAGUGAAACUUCAAGAAUGCAAG